Pseudopipra pipra is the source of this 10343-nucleotide messenger RNA. RefSeq names its product ATP binding cassette subfamily A member 4 (gene ABCA4). Bases 2124 to 9032 code for a protein of 2302 amino acids. Lineage: Eukaryota; Metazoa; Chordata; Aves; Passeriformes; Pipridae. Gene Ontology annotation, molecular function: ATPase-coupled intramembrane lipid carrier activity; ATP binding; ABC-type transporter activity. Gene Ontology annotation, cellular component: intracellular membrane-bounded organelle; plasma membrane. The transcript is spliced from 51 exons. The record is from RefSeq and is a predicted model, not a curated record. Gene Ontology annotation, biological process: lipid transport; transmembrane transport; visual perception.
GGGCAGGAAAAGCAAAGAAUCACUUUUCUGUUCUUACAGUGUCAACUUCACCGGACUUUCCUACUCCGUUACCUUUGCCCAUCUUCCCAAAAUAUCCGAAAUAAAAUCCCACACUCCAUUCAGUGGACAUAAUCUGGUUUUGAUUUCCAGAACAAAAGCUACUAAACUCACAAAACUGAACUUCUGCUUCCGUAACACAUUUCCAUGGAAGCAUGGCUUGCAUUCUUGGAAAAAGCCAUGCUAUUACUGGAUUGUUCUGGCCAUGCUAGAGGCUGUUUCUUUGGGGAGCUGCCUCAUACUACAGAAAAGCUGAAGAUCCCAGAUGCUGCUGUCUGCCCAUACUGGUGUUGUGAGUUGCAUAACAAAAUAAGUGGACAGGUAAAGGCUUCUUGAUAUAGAUGAGAGUUUGUUCUACUUUGACAAUGGAGGAGUGGAAUAUAAUGCACACAACUGGUUAAUGAAUCAUUACAGAUGUUGGAGCAGAACUUAAUAGCACAGCUGUGAAAGGAUGGUGCUGGUCAGUAUUGAUUAGGGCCCGAGAAGGCUGCUGGGAUGGAGAAUUACAACAUCGAAUACUAAUCUGUGAGAAACAGACAAAUGUUUCUUAAUCAAGUCAUAAUACUAGUUACUACUGGUUGUUGCCAUACUGCUUUUUAUGUAUCAUGUCCUUCCAUGUUUUGCUGGUGUGAGAGUUUCUGCUCUUUGAAAUGCACUUUGGGUCUCUGUUGGUGUUUCCCACAGCCAGGCCGGUGCCAGCGGGCCGGGCCGGGCCGGGCGCGGGGAGCGCAGCGCCAAUGUGUGCCUGCGCGGGGAUGAGGGUCUCAUAAACCCACCGUAUUUCAUGAAAAAUAUCAUCAAUUUCAAUAGAUGAAUUACGCACGACCCAGCUUUAUAAUGCCUUCGACUGUUUUUAUGCAAUACAAGCGAAGGAGCCAAGGGUACUUCUUUGGAAAUACAACCUUUGAAGCCUAUUGUAAGAGCUGUGACCCUGCUGCCCAGCCUGGUGGCACCACGGAAGGGGGGGGGUCCUGCUUCCGGAGCCUUCCAGCCAGGCCUGGGAUAGAGCAGCCAGCGGGGGAGGCUGGGAGGCGGCGGCUGAACGGCCACUGUGUGACUUCUUAAUUUGUAAAUUUUCGUCAACGUUUGCACGUUGGCGUCACGGCCGUGUUUUGAUCGGGCUCGUACACCGAGCUCCGCUCCGCCCUGUGAGGGAGCGGGGGGGACGGCGGGCGCCUCAGCCGGCACAGGAAGGGGUGUGAGGAGCCGGCAGCGGAGCCUUAAACCUGGUGGAAAAGACUUUGGCUUCGUUAUGGACUGGAAAUGUUACUAAUGGCCCUUGUUGUUUCUUUCGGUUCUGAUGCAGGUUUCCCUAGGUCUUGCUUUGAAAUGGCUUCACUCCGACCGAACUGCAGCGAUCCCACCCACCUGCCCCAGGUGACAGGCUGUGGGUCAUGCAAAGUGCCAGAACCCUGCGGCUUGUCCUCUGGGGAGGAAACCUUUCUCUGUCAGAUUUGCUUGGUAAUUGCAUUUUCUGAAGUCGUAAUGCACUGCCUCAUCCCUCUUAAAGCUUUGGCAGCGUACCGACUUUUGUAAGUCUCUGACCUAAUUAGUUAUGACAGGUGUUUGGUUUAGUAGGGCCCCUGAUGCUACCAGAACUACCAUCUUUUCAAAUACAGAGUUUGUUCAGAUCUGAAGAAGUACACUCAGAAAUAUCAACUUCCUAGUACAGACUUGACUGCUUGUGCUGGUUCUAUUGGAUAUUUGGGGGUAUUUUUAUUCAGGAGUCCUUAAACUCACCGAUUGAGCUGUUCUGUAUCGAGUAGGGGAUUAAAACAAUCUCCUUACAACUGAGCAGUGUUAUUUUGCCAACACUAACUGCAUCUAAGAUAUGUGUUUCUUUGCCACCAAGCUGAACAUUCCUUCAGAAACCUUCCUCUUCCAGCAGUGCUUGCACAUGAGCAGUCUCAAGCCAUCACUGAUUUUAUGAGCAGAGUGCUGCCUUUAAAGAGUGAAGAUAGAUGUCCACCAUGACUAAUCACUCCAGAAGUUCAUGUACCUCCUCAACCCACGUGGAGUUCUCUACACAUUGUUGCUAGGUUAACAAGAAGUGUUGAUGCAGAAGAAUGAACUUCUUUAGACAAGUCAGACUUCUGCUUUGGAAGAACUGGAUCCUCCGGAAAAGACAAAAGCUUCGUUUUCUAGUGGAGCUUGUCUGGCCUCUGUCGUUAUUUUUUGCCCUUGUCUGGCUGAGGAAAGCUAAUCCACUGUAUCGCCAGCAUGAAUGUCACUUCCCAAACAAGGCAAUGCCAUCAGCAGGAACGUUGCCAUGGUUACAUGGCAUCUUUUGUAACAUGAACAAUCCCUGUUUCCGCAGCCCAACCCCUGGAGAGGGUCCAGGUGUGGUGUCCAACUACAAAAAUUCCAUCCUUGCAAGGGUAUAUAAAGAUGCUCAGGAGCUUUUGCUGGAAGGCCCUGAAAUCCAUGACCUUGGCAGAAUCUGGGAAGAACUGAUCAUUAUGACUCAGUUUAUGGAAACAAUGAGAACUAAUCCUGAAAGAAUUGCAGGAAGAGGAAUACGAAUUCUAGACAUUUUGAAAGAUGGGGAGACCCUCACCUCCUUCUUGCUGGAAAAUGUUGGCCUCUCAGAUUUUGUUGUUUUCCAGCUUAUUAAUGCUCAAGUACGCCCUGAACAGUUUGCCUAUGGUGUCCCUAACUUGACUCUGAAGGACAUUGCUUGCAGUGAGGUGCUCCUGGACCGCUUUAUUAUCUUCAGCAGCCGAAGAGGUCUCCCUUCUGUACACAAGGCCAUGUGUGCUUUGUCCCAGGAAAGUCUACAGAGAGUGGAAGAUGCCUUGUAUGCAAACGUUGAUUUCUUUAAGUUAUUUCAGCUGCUUCCCACUGUGUUGGACAGAAACUCACCAGGUGCUGACCUGAGGGCCUGGGGGAGGGUGCUGUCUAAUGUCUCCCACGCGGUGCAAAAGCUGGCCAGGAAGCCAAGUGUUCAGGACCUUUUGAUGGUCCUGCAACCAUUGCUACAAGCCGGAAGGCCAGAAUCCUUAGGCCAGUUGUUGAGUUCCCUGUCGGAUCUUUUCUGUGGCUACCCAGAAGGAGGUGGAUCCAGAGUGCUUUCCUUCAACUGGUAUGAAGAUAACAACUACAAAGCUUUCCUGGGGAUUGACUCAUCAAGGAAGAAAUCCAGUUAUCUUUAUGAUAAUACAACCACACCCUUUUGUAAUGCAUUGAUCCAGAACUUGGAAUCAAACCCUUUAACCAAAAUAGCCUGGAGUGCUGUGAAGCCCCUGCUGAUGGGAAAAAUCCUCUUUGCUCCUGAUUCACCUUCUGUACGGCAAAUCCUAAAAAAUGCAAACACCACUUUUGAGGAACUGGAACGCAUCAGACUGUUGACCAAAGCUUGGGAAGAAAUAGGACCUCAGCUGUGGUACUUCUUUCAAAACAGCCUGCAAAUGAACAUGAUCCGUGACUCUCUGAAGCACCCUACAGUGAGGGACUUCUUGAACAGCCAGCUGGGUGCUGAAGGCUUAACCGCUGAACACAUAAUCAACUUUCUCCACAAUGGAUCUCCAAGGAGCCGCGAGAAGGGAAUGGCAGACUUUGACUGGCGGAACAUCUUCAGUGCUGCGGACCAAGUUCUGCGUUUGCUCAGUCAGUAUUUGGAGUGCUUGACCUUGGAUAAAUUUGAAGGUUAUCUUGAUGAAACUCAACUGACUCAUCAAGCCCUUUAUCUACUGGAGGAAAACAAAUUCUGGGCUGGUGUGGUUUUUCCAGACCUAGAACCUACAACCAGCAAUCUCCCACCACAUGUGACAUACAAGAUCCGGAUGGACAUAGAUGCAGUGGAGAAAACAAACAAAAUCAAAGACAGGUACUGGGAUCCUGGUCCAAGAGCUGAUCCUGUGGAUGAUUUACGUUAUAUAUGGGGAGGUUUUGCGUAUCUCCAAGACAUGAUUGAGCAUGGGAUUAUAAAGACCCAGACCACUACUGAAGUGCCAUUGGGAAUUUAUCUGCAGCAAAUGCCAUAUCCGUGUUUUGUGGACGAUGUCUUCAUGAUCACCCUGAACCGCUCCUUCCCCAUCUUCAUGGUGCUAGCUUGGAUAUAUUCAGUGUCCAUGAUUGUAAAGAGUAUAGUGCUGGAGAAGGAAAUGCGUCUGAAAGAGGCUAUGAAGAACAGGGGUAUAACUAAUGGGGUGAUUUGGUGCACUUGGUUCCUAGACAGCUUUCUCAUGAUGACUGGGAGCACAUUCCUCCUCACAGUACUGAUUAUGCGUGGACAAGUACUACAUUAUAGCAAUCCACUUCUCUUCUUUCUCUUCCUACUGACAUUCACCACAGCCACCAUAAUGCAGUGUUUCUUGUUCAGCACCUUCUUCUCCAAAGCAAAUCUGGCAGCUGCCUGCAGUGGAGUCAUCUACUUCACCUUGUACCUGCCCCACAUCAUUUGCUUUGUCUGGCAAGACCGCGUGACUGUCAAUCUGAAGAUCCUAGCAAGUUUGCUUUCUCAAGUAGCUUUUGGUUUCGGUACAGAAUACUUGUCACGCUAUGAAGAACAAGGUCUUGGCCUACAGUGGGGUAACAUCAGAACCAGUCCCUUGGAAGGAGAUGAUUAUAGUUUUCUUUUUUCCAUUAACAUGAUGCUUUUUGAUGCUUUUCUCUAUGGAAUACUUUCUUGGUAUCUUGAUAACGUUUUUCCAGGGGACUAUGGGCUACCACAGCCUUGGUAUUUCCCUGUGCAGAAAUCUUACUGGCUUGGCUCUAGAAACCCACAAGAUGAGAAAACAGCAACUGCAGAUGAAAAAAUUCCAGAGUCAGAAGGCUGUGUGGAUCAGAAGACCAUGGAAGUGGGAAAAAAUGAAAGCAGAACAAAUAAAUCUGAAGAACCUGAAAAAACAGAAGAAAAGAAUGACAACCAGGGGAAGAAGGACGUAAAUACCUUCUUUGAGCCUGAGCCAACAGGACUGAUUCCAGGAGUAUGCAUUCAGAACCUGGUGAAGAUUUUUGCAAACAGGUCCAAGCCAGCAGUAGACGGGAUGAAUAUUACAUUUUAUGAGGGUCAGAUCACAGCCUUCCUUGGUCACAAUGGAGCAGGAAAGACAACAACCAUGUCAAUACUGACAGGCCUCUUCCCACCAACGUCCGGAACUGUGCUGAUUGGCGGCCUGGAUAUCCAGACUCACAUGGACUCCGUUCGGCACCGAAUAGGCAUGUGCCCACAGCACAACAUCUUGUUCAAUCACCUUACUGUAGCAGAGCACAUCUUGUUUUAUUCUCAAUUGAAAGGAAGAUCCAGGGAUGAAGCUGAGCAAGAGCUGGAAACAAUGCUAGAAGAUACAGGCCUCACCCAUAAAAGGAAUGAAGAGGCUCAGAAUUUGUCAGGUGGAAUGCAAAGAAAACUAUCUGUUGCCAUUGCUUUUGUGGGUGAAGCAAAAGUGGUAGUCUUGGAUGAGCCCACUUCUGGAGUUGAUCCAUAUUCCAGGCGAUCCAUCUGGGAUCUUCUGCUGAAGUAUCGCUCAGGCAGAACCAUCAUCCUAUCAACCCAUCAUAUGGAUGAGGCAGACAUCCUUGGAGACAGAGUAGCCAUCAUAUCCCAAGGGAAACUCUUCUGCUCAGGCUCUCCUGUAUUCCUGAAGAACUGCUUUGGCUCUGGCUUCUAUCUCACUCUUGUUCGCAAGAUGAGAAACACAAGAAUUGGAAGGGCUACAUCACUUUGUAGCUGUGGAUCUGGGUGCUCCUGUUCCUGCUCCAGCUGCGUGCACAGGGAUGAAGAAGGAGCUCCAGAGCUGGAACUGGAUGGAGAUCUAAAUGAGCUAGCAGAAGUAAUUCACCAUCAUAUUCCAGAAGCAAAAUUAAUUGAAAGCAUUGGUCAGGAACUCAUUUACCUUUUGCCCAAUAAAAACUUUAAACAGCGAUCUUAUGCCAGUCUCUUCAGAGAACUGGAGGAAACACUGGAUGACCUGGGACUCAGCAGUUUUGGAGUUUCAGACACACCACUUGAAGAGGUUUUCCUAAAAGUCACAACAGAAGCUGACCCUGCAAUGCAAAAAACAGGAGACACUCAAGAAAAUGGUUCUACUCUUGGCAAAACACCUACUGAGAACAAACCAGCUGAACAAAUCACACUGAAAACUAAUGACACUUCUCGAAUGCCACUAGGCAAAGCAGGAGAUCAAAAUGAAGGCAAAGGGUCGCGACAAUAUAAAGGUUUUCAGCUUGUACAUCAGCAGAUCAAAGCACUGCUCAUCAAACGGUUCCACCGUGCCUCCCGCAGCCACAAGGACUUCCUAGCCCAGGUUGUUCUCCCUUCUAGUUUUGUGUUGCUGUCUCUAAUACUUACAGUCAUUAUUCCUCCAUUUGGAGAAUAUCCCGCCUUAACAUUACACCCUUGGAUCUAUGGACAACAGUUUACUUUCUUCAGCAAUGAACGUCCUGGCAAUGAGCAGAUGGUCUCCCUUACUCAUGCUUUCUUGAAUAAACCAGGGUUUGGAAAUCGCUGCAUGAAGAAUCAGCCUCUUCUGAACUACCCAUGCAAUAAUAUGCCAACUGCCUGGAGCACACCUGCUGUUCAUCCUAACCUAAGCGGCCUGCUGCUGAGCCAAGAGUGGAGCCCCGAGAAUCCAUCACCUUCCUGCAAGUGCAGCACUCACAAGAAACUCACCAUGCUGCCAGAAUGUCCUCCAGGGGCAGGAGGCCUCCCACCACCACAGAGAGUGCAACGCAGCACAGAAAUUCUUCAAGAUCUGACCCAUAGAAAUAUUUCAGAUUUUCUGGUGAAAACAUAUCCCACUUUGAUAAAAGGAAGCUUGAAGAGUAAAUACUGGGUCAAUGAGCAAAGAUAUGGAGGAAUUUCUAUAGGAGGAAGACUUCCAGUCCUUCAUGUCUCUGGAGAUCAAGUUGUCAAUUUUUUAAGUGAUCUUGGCCAAAUGAUGAAUGUUACAGGAGGACAAACUUCACUGGCUGCUGCUAAAGAAUUUCCUAAUUUCCUUAAAUAUAUGGAAACUGAAGAUAAUAUUAAGGUGUGGUUUAACAAUAAAGGCUGGCAUGCUAUGGUUAGUUUCCUCAAUGUAGCCAAUAAUGCAAUCCUUAGAGCUAACCUGCGGACUGGCCAAGCCCCUGAGGAACAUGGGAUCACUGCUAUAAACCAUCCUCUGAACCUCACCAAGGAGCAACUCUCUGAAGUCACUGUACUGACCACUUCAGUGGAUGCUGUUGUUGCCAUCUGUGUGAUUUUUGCCAUGUCCUUUAUACCAGCCAGUUUUGUUUUAUACCUGAUUCAAGAACGUGUAACAAAAGCCAAGCAUCUCCAGUUUGUCAGUGGUGUGAGCCCUGUUAUCUAUUGGCUAACUAACUUCACGUGGGACAUAGUGAAUUACUCACUGAGUGCUGGAAUGGUUCUGGCCAUAUUCGCUGGAUUCGACAAGAAAGCGUACACUUCUCCGACUAAUCUGCCUGUGUUUGUUGCCUUGCUGCUUCUGUAUGGGUGGGCAGUAAUUCCCAUGAUGUACCCUGCUUCUUCUUUCUUCAGUGUCCCUAGCACUGCUUAUGUUGCAUUGUCGUGCAUUAAUCUCUUUGUGGGGAUCAACAGCAGUGCCAUUACCUUCAUCCUGGAGUUAUUUGAAAAUAACCCAUCUUUGCUGAAGUUUAACAAAACAUUGAAAAAUGUGCUGCUUGUCUUCCCACAUUUUUGCCUGGGCCGUGGGCUCAUCGACUUGGCCAUGAACCAAGCUGUGACUGAAGUAUAUGCAAGGUUUGGCGAGGAGCACGUUUCCAAUCCCUUUCAGUGGGACUUUGUUGGAAAGAACCUGGUUGCCAUGGCUGUUCAAGGGGUUGUGUACUUCAUUCUGAAUCUCCUUCUGCAGCGCCGUUUGUUCUCCACAAGAUGGUUUGCUGAGGCUGCCAUGUCACCUAUUAUUUGUGAAGAUGAGGAUGUUGCAGAAGAAAGAAAAAGAAUUAUGAAUGGAGAAAACAGAAGAGAUAUCUUAGAAUUACAAGAAUUGACCAAGAUUUAUGCAGGUCAGCGCAAGCCUGCAGUGGACAGACUCUGUGUUGGCAUCCGUCCUGGAGAGUGCUUUGGCCUUUUGGGAGUGAAUGGGGCUGGCAAAACAACAACAUUCAAAAUGCUGACUGGAGAUACUGAUGUGACAUCUGGAGAUGCUAUAGUGGCUGGCAAUAGUAUAUUGACCCAAAUUUCUCAUGUCCAUCAAAACAUGGGAUACUGCCCUCAGUUUGAUGCCAUUGAUGACCUGCUCACAGGACGAGAACAUCUCUACUUAUAUGCACGCCUGCGGGGGGUUCCAGCAGAGGAAAUCAAGAGGGUCGCUGAGUGGGGCAUCCAGAAGCUGGGCCUUCCUCUGUACGCAGACCACCUGGCUGGCACCUACAGCGGGGGCAACAAGCGCAAGCUCUCCACUGCCAUUGCGCUGAUCGGCUGCCCACCACUCGUCUUGCUGGAUGAACCAACUACUGGAAUGGACCCUCAGUCCCGGCGCCUCCUGUGGGACUCUAUUGUUGGUGUGCUCAGAGAUGGGCGAGCAGUGGUUCUAACCUCACACAGUAUGGAAGAAUGUGAAGCCCUCUGUACUCGUUUAGCCAUCAUGGUGAAAGGUACCUUCAAAUGCCUAGGCACAAUUCAGGAGCUAAAAUACAAGUUUGGAGAUGGCUACAUUGUCACUCUGAAAAUCAAGGCUCCAAAGUCUGGGUUGCCUCCAGAUCCUACUCCUGCUGAGCAAUUCAUACGCAUGAACUUCCCUGGGAGUUUACAGAGAGAGAAACACUACAACAUGCUGCAGUAUCAGAUUUGCUCCUCCUCUCUGGCUAAGAUUUUUCGGUUAAUAGUCUCCAAUAAGGAAAAUUUGCAUAUUGAAGAAUAUUCUGUGUCUCAAACAACUUUAGAUCAGGUUUUUGUGAACUUUGCUAAACAGCAGAUGGAGGAUGAGGAAAUUCCUUUGCAUCCCCGUGCAGCUGGAGCCAGCCGCGAAGCAAAGGUGUCGCCUGCUUUGCGUCAGCAGGCAGUUGCAUAGACUAUUCUUACAGUCACCAGUGCUUAGUGUGCACAGGGCAAAGAUGUGUCAUACCAGAGCAGCACAAGGCUAUAACAAAGGUUCCCACACUCAGUAUUACACUGAUUUUUUGCACCUUUCUGAGCACUGUGCUCUCAACAACAACCCUAGCAACAGCCAACUUCUACUGCUCUACCAAGAACACGUGACAUGACAGUGUCAAAGGAAAGGCAAAAUAGAAUAAAAUCUUCCUCUAACAUGAAGUUGAUUAUAAGAUACAAGAAGAGAAGUCUCAUUCCUCCUUGUUGACAUAUAAAUAGCAUCAAAGACAGUUUCUCUGUCUGGUGCUUUCAGGCUGGUAGGUUCUUGUUUAACCCUUAUGUCAGCUGCUACCAGCCAGCAGACAGGUCCCAAGGCAGAGAGCAUUGCCCAGCUUAGAAGCGGAUUCCUGCCACGCUGAUUCCUGCACAGGACUACCAAGGUCAGAACAUCAGUGCUGGCUGAUGGGUCUAGUGCUGGGAGAUUGCUUCACUGUCUCACCAGGCUGCCAGUGAAAACAGAUGGUUGUCUCAGCAAGAAUGAAAAGAAUUAAUUCAGAUCUCAGACCCAGACAAGAAACAUGCUUUAAAAAAAUUAAUUAAAAUGAUCUCAUACUCAUCUUCAAGUUGCCUCAAAUAGAGGCCAAAUGUCAAAAUGGAGAUUAAAAAGAAAGAGAGUAUGUCCAAAUCUGCCAAAAGUUUUGUUUUCUCGUGGAGACCUGGAAAGAUAUCUUUGUUACUAAACAAAUUUUUCUUCUUUCCUGUGACUGGACAUUAAGUGGGUGUAAAGUAUGAAUAGGGUAUGUGCUUUCUCUCUCCUUAGAAGGAAAAUUUCAACCUGCUUGUACUCCACAUUGCACUCAGUGGGAAAUCAUUUGGCAUUUAGCUCUUUUCUCUGGUUCACUAGUUCACAAACUAGUGAAAAAAACAUUACUGAAAACAAAUUCAUAAUGACAUAUUGCUUCAGUUAUCUACCAGAUCUAACCAUUUCUAAGAAAUCUUCUCUAAGAUAUGUUAUACGGAAAUAAAAUCUGGGUCACGUAUUUCUGCUUUGAAAGUUUUUGUUCUUCAAUUGAUGUAGAUUUUUUUUUUUUAAUAAGGACAUUCUUGCUCUGUACUGUACAAAAUAUUACAAAACUUCAGCAACCAGCUGUAGCCUUCUCUUUUUGCCAUAAUUAUUUCAACUGAUUUCAAAACAUAGUCUAGAAUUUAUUGCAUAUUUCAUCCUUACAAAAAGUUGCAAAAAUCUUUCUAUACAUCCAUUAUAGAUAAAUAAAGUAAUUGUGAAACAAAA